Cucumis sativus (cucumber) is the source of this 4450-nucleotide messenger RNA. Its product is annotated as L-type lectin-domain containing receptor kinase IX.1. Bases 2144 to 4180 code for a protein of 678 amino acids. Gene Ontology annotation, molecular function: protein kinase activity; carbohydrate binding; ATP binding. Gene Ontology annotation, biological process: protein phosphorylation. Gene Ontology annotation, cellular component: plasma membrane. Lineage: Eukaryota; Viridiplantae; Streptophyta; Magnoliopsida; Cucurbitales; Cucurbitaceae. The record is from RefSeq and is a predicted model, not a curated record. The transcript is spliced from 3 exons.
GUCGAUCACCUGUUUGAUGGAAGGUCUCACACGGAAAUCCGGCUGAGCACAAGCAAGUCCCACGAUCAACAGUUGUUUCAUCUCUUCUCUCUUGAAAUUUUGCCGCAAUUUCGGGUCCGCAGCCUCCUCCACACUCCUUCGGCGAUUUCCAAGCAUACUAUGCCGAAGCUGUAGAUGUCGGAUUCUUUACUUGCCACGCUGCUUUCCAGCCACCGCUGGCCUUGUGAGUCAAGGGAAGACCAAGCAAAAGCAUAUAAUCAAGGCACUUAGCUGUGAACAAUUUAAUCCUAAUAUUCAACCCUUCCAACCUUUUUGAAUCCCCACUUUAUGAGACAUUUUGAUUUUGGAUGGUAGUAAUAAAGUAUAUCACUUCAAUCAUUUUCAUGUCCCAUUCCAAAAUUUGCCCAAUAUUUGGUUCGGAUUUUCCAGUUUUAUGUAUAUAAAAUAAAUGAGUGGUGAUAGUAUAGGCUCUUAAUUAUUCAAUUUUGUCACAGUAGUUUUGGACAUUGCUUGACUUCCUUCUCCGCCGUGUGUAUUCUUUCAACUUUGAGGACAAACAUGAACACAAAACAUCCAAAACAGAGAAAUCAAACUUCAAAAAAAAAAAAAAAAAAUUAUGUGCAUGAAAUUGAAAUCAGUAACUUCAAAGAAUCGAAAAUCUCCAAUCAAUUGAUGAAAUCUUAAAAAAUUCUUGGACGGUUCAAGAAAUUGAAAUCGGUAAACAAUUGAACCCAAUUGUAAUUGAAUUGAGAAAUCAAAACCUUCAAGGUCGAUCUACAAGAAACACCAUCAAAAUCUUCAAGUGUGGGGAACUGUGAGGGGAGAGAAUAGGUAAUGGGGGCUUCGAACUUCAUCACAUGAAUCGCUUGUCUUAUUGAUGGUCUACAAUUUAUAUCUGGAUGAGCCACACCACAGGCCAACAAGUCAACAACCAUCAAACACUCAAUCUGUUGUUGCUGUGGCAGUUCAUCCUCAAACCUUCCAUUUCAAGAAGCCUUCCAUGGCCAUAAAGCUCCCAAUCCCACUUGACCAUCACCAUUUACCAUUAUCUGACUACUCUCUGUGUGUUUAAAUGAUAGUCUAGCAUAUGUGGCAUCAACCUUUGCAUGCAUGACUUAAUCUAAAGCCGCCAUUUGGAUCAUGGAAUGGUUCAAAUGUUGAUCAAACAUACAGAGAGCGUUAAAAACAACCAUGUAGUAAACGCAAAUUAGCAUUCAUGAAGAGAAGUUUUUAGCAAUUAAGCUAAAAAAUUCAUCUAACUCUGAAAUUACAAGAAUUUAGUAUAACAUGGCUUCUGUAGAAAGAACCAUAUUAACUAUUAAGAAUGCAGGAAUACAUGAAAUACUACACGAAUACACGAGGGAAAUUAAAGAAGAAGCUGUUAUAUGGUUUUUCGUCAUGUCUUCAAGAUGGAUUUGACCUCCAACAAUCUUCCAUCGCUCCUGCAUCAAGGUGUGACUCCAAACUAUGUUCUAAACACACUCUCUAGGCCUCAAAACGUCACUGCCAUAGAGUCGUAGAGCGUCACAAUGCUGCCCUGUUUUGGGCAGUUCUCGGUGUUUUUCUUCCCUCCUUUUCAUGUUUUGCUCGGUUUUGACUUCUUUUGCAAAGUUGGUCCAUUUGAGCUCUUUUUGCUCUUAUUCUUGAUCUCGAACAUAACUCAGGUAAAUCAUUGAAAAACAACAUCAAAUCUAAUUAAAUCGUGCACAACCAACUCUAAAUGAAAGACAAAUAAAAGCACUUUUUAGGUGCUUUUCAAGAUUCACAAUAUGUUAUUAGCCGUGUGUUGACUUGUCCUUGACACAAAUGAUAGAAGUAUUAGUGAUAUUAAAGUAUAUCGUUCAUAUCUAGGUUCUUGAAAAUUGAUUUUGGUAUAUCUACAAAUUUUUAAAUUUGGUAGAUUGAGAUAUACUUUCUUUUGCCUUAUUUUCCAAUUUGUACAUUGACCCUGUUUUCCACAAGUCGUUGGUUGAACAAAGAAAUUUCCUCGUCCACUCCAUUAAUUUGCUUGCCAUCGUUAUUUCUUGUAAAUCCUUUUCCUAACAUUUUCCAAAUGGAAGAUUUUCCUCUUGGGAUUGGACUAACUUAACAGAUCUUCUUCCCCAUCUGAUCUUUCUCUACUUCUAGCUCUAAGCAGUCGCCCAUGGCUGCACAAAAUAAUCUUCUCAUUCAUUUGUUCUUUCUUGUUCCAUUUGCAACUUCUUUAUCUUUCAAUUUCACCUCUUUCAAUCAAGGUAAUGCCGACAUGAUCUACGACAGAACAUUCCCAACAAACCAAGUAAUUGAGCUCACUGGAGACUCAUCAAACAACAAUAUGAAUUUUGUUGGACGAGCUACGUAUUCGCAACCAUUGCAUCUUUGGGAUGAAGGCUCUGGAAACAUGUCAAGUUUCCAAACUCAUUUCUCCUUUGCCAUCAAUUCAAGAGGAAGAGCUAACUAUGGUGAUGGCCUUACCUUCUUCUUUGCUCCCAAUGGUUCUAUCCUCCAGGCCAACAUCUCAAGAGGCAGUGGCUUAGGUAUUGGCUAUGAUCCCGAGUUAUGGAAUGGGACUGCCACGUUUUUUGCAGUUGAGUUUGAUAUCUACAGCAACAAUUUUGAUCCACCUUUCGAACACGUAGGUAUCGAUAUUAAUUCGAUGAAAUCUAUUGCGUAUUCGAGAUGGAAAUGUGAUAUCAUGGGAGGGAAGAGGAAUGAUGUUUGGAUUAACUAUGAUUCCGAUACUCAUAAUUUGAGUGUUGUUUUUAGUGGGUUUGAGAAUAAUAAUACUCUGUUGCAACACCUUCACCAUGUUGUAGAUUUGAGGUUGAAUCUACCUGAAUGGGUUACUUUUGGUUUUUCUGCUUCUACUGGAUAUGAAUAUGCAACUCACUCUGUAUAUUCUUGGUCUUUUCACUCAACCCUUGAGUUGACCCUUGAACCAACCUUCACUACUGAUCCCAACUCGGUUGCAAGUGCCCCAAGUCCUGGCCCAAGCUUGCCUCCAAACAAUAAUGAUGGUAGCACUAGCAAGACAGGUCUAGAAAUUGGAUUGGGCAUUGCUGGAGGAGUUAUCUUUGUGGGUGGGUUAGUGAUCGUUUGGAUUAUUGUUUGGAAGAAGAUGGCAGCGAUGAAGAACAUAGAGGAGGAGAUUAUGUUGGAUGACUCCGAGUUCGAGAAGGGUAAAGGACCUCGACGGUUUUUGUAUAAGGAAUUGGCUCGAGCAACGAACAACUUUAAGGAGGAUAAGAAGCUUGGCGAAGGAGGAUUUGGUGGGGUUUAUAAAGGUUUCUUAAGGGAACUGAACUGCAAUGUUGCUGUGAAGAGAAUAUCAAAAGGGUCUAAACAAGGGAUAAAGGAGUAUGCAUCUGAGGUGAAAAUCAUAAGCCAAUUAAGGCAUAGAAACUUGGUUCAACUAAUUGGUUGGUGUCAUGAGAAAGACGAACUUCUAUUGGUUUAUGAAUUCAUGCCAAAUGGAAGCUUAGAUACCCAUCUUUUCAAACCAAACAAUUUCCUGACAUGGGAGUUAAGGUACAAAAUCGGUCAAGGAAUUGCCUCUGCUUUACUGUAUCUUCAUGAAGAAUGGGAAAUGUGUGUGCUGCAUAGAGAUAUAAAGUCAAGUAAUGUGAUGUUGGAUUUGAACUACAAUGCAAAGCUUGGAGAUUUUGGGUUGGCUAGGUUAGUGAACCAUGGCAAAGGUUCACAAACAACUGCUCUUGCUGGGACACUCGGUUAUUUGGCUCCUGAAUGUGCAACAACAGGAAGGGCUACAAAGGAAACAGAUGUGUAUAGUUUUGGGAUUGUUGCUUUGGAAAUUGCUUGUGGAAGAAUGCCAUUCAAUCCCAAUGUAGAGGAAGAGAAGAUGGUUAUGGUUGAAUGGGUUUGGAAGCUUUAUGGCUGUGGGAAGGUUCUAGAUGCAAUUGACUCAAAACUUAGAAAAGAAAUUAGAUCAUUUGGAGAUGAGGAGAAGAUGAUGGAGUGUUUGAUGGUGGUGGGUCUAUGGUGUGCUCAUCCAGAUAGCAAUGCUAGGCCUUCAAUAAGGCAAGCCAUUAAUGUGUUGAACUUUGAAGCACCAUUGCCAAUUCUUCCUUCUCACUUGCCAGCACCCACUUAUGAUUUUAGACCAAUUGCUUCUUCAUCUACUUCAUCUUCAACAACUCAAAGUGGCGUUGCUUCUCUUGCUAGUAAUAGUUCCAACUUAUAGUCUUGGUUAAGGUUUUUCUUUUUCUUUCUUUAGAUAGUUUGUUAUUCAAAUUAUCUUAUCAAUAAUAGAAGAGUCUCUUAGCCUUUUUGGUAUUGAGGUAAUUUAAAGAGAGAAACAACGAGAACAAACACCAACCCGAACAAGCAAAGAACCAUAUCAAGCACUUCCUAGGUCCCUAAUCAAACAAAAUGAUUUUCUCUUUAAAACCAGCUUGCUAAUUUGUAGAUAUUUCGAUUCACUUUUCUGAAAACAACGCAGAGAUUAAUAGUA